This is a messenger RNA of Austrofundulus limnaeus, 979 nucleotides long. RefSeq names its product haloacid dehalogenase-like hydrolase domain containing 2 (gene hdhd2). Gene Ontology annotation, molecular function: phosphatase activity. The transcript has 9 exons. Gene Ontology annotation, biological process: dephosphorylation. The record is from RefSeq and is a predicted model, not a curated record. Lineage: Eukaryota; Metazoa; Chordata; Actinopteri; Cyprinodontiformes; Rivulidae. The coding region runs from base 73 to 879 and encodes 268 amino acids. Gene Ontology annotation, cellular component: cytoplasm.
CACCGAUYAUGUGACAAAAACCAACGAAGAAGAACCAUCAACAGGAAGUGGGAGAAAUCAGCUGCUGCUAAGAUGUGUUGUCCUUCACAGGCCACCGGCAUGGCAGGCAGACGGGCCCUGAAGGCUGUGCUCAUUGACCUCAGUGGGACUCUACAUAUAGAAGAUACAGCAGUGCCYGGGGCACAGGAUGCCCUCAACAGGUUACGACAGGCCUCUGUAGCUGUGAAGUUUGUGACCAACACGACCAAAGAGAGUAAGAGGAACCUUCUGGAACGACUGCAGCGUCUCAACUUUGAUCUUCAGGAAAAAGAGAUCUUCACCUCUCUGAGUGCAGCCAGAAGUUUGAUAGAGCAGAAACAACACCGACCACUGCUGCUGCUGGAGGACAGUGCACUGGAAGACUUCACCGGUAUUGACACGUCAGAACCGAACGCUGUUGUUAUUGGGCUCGCACCGGAUCACUUUAAUUAUCAAACGCUCAACAAGGCUUUCAGAAUGAUUCUGGAUGGAGCUCCUCUUAUUGCCAUUCAUAAGGCUCGCUAUUAUAAACGUAAGGAUGGUUUGGCCCUUGGCCCCGGGCCCUUCGUAACAGGACUAGAGUACGCCUCAGACUGUAAAGCGACUGUAGUGGGGAAGCCUGAAAAGACGUUUUUUACUCAGGCAUUGGCUGAUUUAGGCUGUAGCCCCAGUGAGGCUGUCAUGAUAGGAGAUGAUGCCAGAGAUGAUGUAGGUGGAGCUCAGAAAGCAGGGAUGCUGGGUAUUUUGGUCCGAACAGGUAAAUACAGAGAGGGAGAUGAAAAUAAAAUCGAGCCACCUCCUCACCUGACGUGCAGCAGUUUCCCAGAUGCCGUCGAACACAUCCUGCAGAAUCUUCUUUAAAACUGCAGUUAGCAAAACACURCACCCCUGUUUUAUUCAGAAACUCAGGAGUGGGCACAUUUUGACAAUAUAAUUUUUAUUAGUUCACUAGAAGUGGAAG